Messenger RNA from Desarmillaria tabescens, 1862 nucleotides. RefSeq lists its product as uncharacterized. The record is from RefSeq and is a predicted model, not a curated record. Lineage: Eukaryota; Fungi; Basidiomycota; Agaricomycetes; Agaricales; Physalacriaceae. Bases 484 to 1437 code for a protein of 317 amino acids. The transcript has 3 exons.
GGCGAUGCUUGGGGCGAUGGUGGAGGAGGAGGCGGCGAUAACUGGGGGGAGUCAUGGGGCGGAGGUGGGGGUGGAAAGGAUGGUUUUGGUGGAAAUGCCGGCGGUAAAGAUCCCUGGGGUCCUCCGGCAGCUGGAGGCGGUGGUAAGGACUCUUGGGGCGGUGGAGGCGGUGGAGGUAAAGAUGGCUGGGGUGGUCCGGCAACAGGAGGAGGCGGUAAGGACUCUUGGGGCGGAGGCGGAGGAGGCGGUAAUGAUACUUGGGGCGGCGGAGGCGGUGGAGGUAAAGAUUCCUGGCCAGCGGGAGGCGGCGGUAAGGAUCCUUGGGACAGCGGAGGUGGUGGGAAGGACGGCUGGGGUGCAGGCGGCGAUGGAAAUGACGGCUGGGGUAAUACCGGAGGUGGUGGAAAUGAUGGCUGGGGUACGGGAGGCGGUGGAGGUGACGGAUGGGGCGGUACUGGAGGUGAUUCAAAAGAUCCCUGGGGUAUGGGAGGUGGUGGUGGAGGCGGAGGCGGAGGCUCCUGGGGAGAUUCGGGAAUGGGCGCUACUGGGUUUAGCCCCAUUGCAGAAGAGGAAGAGGAAGAAGAUGAUAACUAUGGUGAUCCCCGUCGCGUCCAUUUCUCUCCCAAGGCGGCUUUGAAAAGGAUGAUGGGAAUCGGACGCCAUGCUCCAAUACCGCCUACGAAGAAUACCAGCUAUUCUCUGCCUUCCAAGACCCUUACCCACGCAGUUAAAGGAACCACGACUGCUCUUGAUUACAACAUACCGCACAACAAGAUGAAUGAAUAUACUAACGUCAAAUUCAUUGAUUCCCGAGGCAUGGCACUGGACGCUGUCAAUAACGCGCUCUUUGGAAGGAUGCGGAAGGCGAAAGAGAGGAUAUACUGGGGUUUUUCGCCAGACAAAGACGAACGCGUCUCGUCUGUGAUUUCAUGGGUACAGGUCGUGAACUACUCUUUGGGUUCGUACGGACUUCAUCGAUUUCUCCAAAGCCAAGAAAGAGGCGCUCUGUUCGUUAAUGCGGAUUACAGAUCUCCGAAAAAUCCUAACGAGCCCGCUUUUGACUGGUUGACGUUUGAUCAAUUACAGCAAACCCGGGACAAGAUACUUCAAGAAUCCGUAGCCUUCUACGAUCCUUCCGCUCAGGUUAUCGUCUUCAUCUUCCUACCCUCGCCAUCCGGUAACAGUGUCGCAAUGUGGCGCCGAAAGAUCAACGUUCCCAACAAUAUCCGAUUGAUGCUACAGGCUGAGAUUAACCUAGUCUUAACUGGCUUGAGGAAAGAUAAUGAAUACCUUGUUCACGUAGACGAACUGCCCUCAAAAACAGCUCCGAAAAACGUGUCCCCUCAUCCCAUGCAAGCCCCCUUAUAUACCGCCCCAGACCUGGCUAGGCAAAUGGAUAAAAUGCAAAGGCCAAGAAGAUGGUGGCAACUGUUUUAACUCAUACCCAGAUGAGCUUCUGUAUCUUUCACUUAUGGUUUCGUCAUUCUCGCUUUCGAUGAAAUAGUAUGCUAUCUGUAAGACUUAAUGUAGCGUCUUAACAACCCCCUCUUGUACAUGUUAGCUGUUGUAGGUACCCGUAUUCACUGUACAGAUAGACAUACGGGGCAAAAGUUUAUAUACAUAAAUGUAUUGGGAUUCCGCGAAGGAAAUGAUAUCAUUCGUGUGAACAUUUGCUAUCUUGUACACCGCAGUCGUCGAGCAGUUUCCUCUACUGUAUCAUGUAGCAUGAGAAUUAACACCAUAAGGAUUCACAAAUUCUUGUGACAUAGAUAAACACCUUUCUUAGUUUCUGUAACGACGGACGCUCUAUAUACCCCCCUUGAAUUAUUUUUCUUUUCGCUGCGCUGUAGUGCUUUCUGGAG